Molecule: messenger RNA, 1168 nt
Organism: Ctenocephalides felis (cat flea)
Lineage: Eukaryota; Metazoa; Arthropoda; Insecta; Siphonaptera; Pulicidae
Product: eukaryotic translation initiation factor 3 subunit I-like
Exons: 4
Coding region: 110-1087 (325 amino acids)
Biological process (GO): cytoplasmic translational initiation
Cellular component (GO): cytoplasm; eukaryotic translation initiation factor 3 complex, eIF3m
Molecular function (GO): RNA binding; protein binding; translation initiation factor activity
Source: RefSeq, a predicted model, not a curated record
CAGACAUCUGUUCCAACUUCAACUCGUUGACCGCUGAUGCUAAAGUAAUAAUUGUAAUAUAUGAAACGUGGUAACCAAUUUAUAUAAAAGAAUUUAAAAAAAUAUAAACAUGAAGCCGCUGAUACUUCAAGGGCACGAACGUUCCAUAACCCAAAUCAAAUACAACAGAGAAGGCGAUUUAUUAUUUUCGGCUUCUAAGGAUCACAAACCUAAUGUUUGGUUCUCCUUGAACGGUGAAAGACUCGGUACUUUUAAUGGCCAUAAUGGUGUGGUUUGGUGUAUAGAUGUGGAUUGGCAAAGUACUAGAUUUAUGUCAGGAAGUGGUGACCGGUCUCUGAAAUUGUGGGAUUUGGAACUAGGCAAAGAAAUUGGUUCAAUACCUGCCCAAGCAUCUGUGAGGACUUGCAAUUUCUCAUUUUCGGGCAAUCAAGCAGCAUAUUCAACAGAUAGUAGUAAAUCCUCAUCUUGUGAAUUAUAUAUUAUUGAUGUGCGAAAUGCAGAUAGCAGUAUGUCCAAGGCUGAUCCUAUUUUAAGGAUACCAAUUCCAGAAUCUAAAGUUACAGCAAUGUUAUGGGGUCCUUUAGAUGAAACAGUAUUAACGGGACAUGAAAAUGGGUCCAUUUCACAAUGGGAUUUAAAAACUGGAAAACUUCUGAAUUCUGUCAACGACCAUACCAAAGUAAUUAAUGAUAUGCAAAUGUCUAGAGAUGGAACAAUGUUUGUAACGGCUUCCAAAGAUAUGACUGCUAAACUUUUUGACACUGAUUCGCUUUUAUGUUUGAAAUGUUACAAAACAGAAAGGCAUGUAAAUAGUGCCGCCAUCAGUCCUAUUAAAGAACAUGUUGCAUUGGGAGGUGGUCAAGAUGCUAUGGAAGUAACAACCACAUCCUCAAGACAGGGUAUGUUUGAAACUAGAUUCUUCCACUUGGUCUAUGAAGAAGAAUUCGGUCGUGUGAAGGGACAUUUCGGUCCAGUAAACAGCUUGAAGUUCCAUCCUGAUGGAAAGAGUUUUGCUACAGGAGGAGAAGAUGGUUUUGUUCGAGUUCAAAAUUUUGAUUAUACAUAUUUAGAUUAUGCUUUUGAAUAAACUUGAGAAUUUUCAUAUUUGUAAUUUGUCCAAUUUAUACAAUGUUCAAGAUGAUGAAAAUAAAGUAUAAUUAUACUGUAA